UUCGAGGGAAAAUUGAGACGCCGCAUAAAUGUGAACCUAGUCAAUAUGGCUGCGCCCACAAGAAUCACGUUUCGUAGCUUAACAUUAUUUCUCGGCGACGUUUAAAGUCUUAUUCGAGCGGUCAAGGUAUCAGUGAAAAUGCUUAAGAAACUUGCAACAAUGUGGCAUCAGUACAAAUAUAGGUUUGUCCCUUGGAUUGCGGUAAACUUGAGGAACAGAAAAUUAAGAAGUGUUCCAAAAGGAUUAUCGGAUAAAGUAAUUACAGAUGAAGUGUUGCAAGAAUGCAUAGUGAGAUUUUUCACUGCUUUAAACAGUGUAAAUGAGUGCAAUAGAUUAAGUGAUAUUAAUCAGCAAAUUUUAGAGACUGGAAAACAUUAUUCUGAUAACAUGAGAAUGAAUGACCUCUCAAAAGAAAGUAAUUGUAACAAAAAUGACAAUCUUUUACUGACAAAAUUUGAAAGCAUUGUGAAAAAUGAAGAAAACGUGGACAUCACUGUUUUAUAUAAGAGAAAUCUGAAAAUCAUGAAGACAGUUUUAGGAUUUUCCAUUGAAAGAACGGCAAGUUAUCUAAAAGAUGGUGGCUAUGGGGUUCAAGUCACGGAUGGGACAGUCCCAAAAGGAGCUGUUGUGGCACUAUAUCCAGGAACAAUUUAUGAACCUUUUGAGCCAAUCUUCUUCCAGUCUCUCCAUAAUCAGUUUAUAUUCCGUUGUAUUGAUGGGGUAUAUAUUGAUGGUAAUGACAGGGGAAUUUCUAAGAUGAUAUACAGAUCUUCAGCAUUCAGAGACCGUCUAAGUCUUGAGAGUACAUAUGACCUGACGUGGUUAACCCAGUAUCUUGUCAAUCCAAUGGCAGUAGGACAGUAUGUAAAUAAUCAGUCUAAUGAGUAUCCUGCAAAUGUUGCCUACCAGGAAUUUGAAAUCACCAAUUCUUUCCCUCAUUCUUUGAGAAAGUAUCUGCCAAAUGUCCAUUACAGUCCCUAUAGUAUGGAAAGCCACAUGUCAGAAAGAAAUUUAAGAGUUGUGGCAUUGAUAUCUCUGCGAGAAAUUCAAAAGGGAGAAGAAUUAUUUUCAUCGUAUUUCACGGUGGUACAUUCAUAAGGAUAUGUCAGUAACAUGUCACAUGAGUCCUAAGUAUGAUUAACUCAUACCACUUCAACACAGGUGUGAAAAUACCAGUAUGCUUCUUUUACUGCAUUUGACUUUAUUCAGUUCACUUAAAGGUGUCAUGAGUCGACUUCAAGAGCUAUUUGGAUGACUCGUCUAACACAUGGAUGUUAAAAAUUAUUAUUUACAUUUUGAUAAAACUUUUAUCAUUUACAUUUUGAUGAAUCAGCUUAUGAUAUGGAGAUAAAAAGUUUCAGCACCUCCACACUUACAUAUCCAUUAUAAUUCAAUAAAACCAUCGUCCAGAUCAUCAAGUAGGGACAAAAAGUUCUGAACAAUCACUUAACCAAGUUGAACUGCAACUAGCAAUGGUUUAUUGAAAUAGCAAAGAACAUUGUUCAUUUUGGACAUUUUUGGUGCCAUUUUUGGUUGUAGAAACUGCAAGUUUUUCUACACUGCUACAACAAUGAGAUCCGGUAUGUUAUUGCUUUAUUGUUAUUGUUUAUUUACUUCUAUACUUGAUGUUAAAAGAUACAGUUGAAAAAAAUAAAGUUUGUUUAAUCGGGCAAAGAACUGGACUGCAGGCAAAAUAGCUAACAGGUUAUUUCAAAAUCCUGUCAUCAUCAGAUGCAAUGGAGAGGUAUCACAGAAUAAUAAAAUCAUGGCGAAU
Messenger RNA from Lingula anatina, 1774 nucleotides. Its product is annotated as SET domain-containing protein 9. Lineage: Eukaryota; Metazoa; Brachiopoda; Lingulata; Lingulida; Lingulidae. Gene Ontology annotation, molecular function: protein binding. The record is from RefSeq and is a predicted model, not a curated record.